Messenger RNA from Cyprinus carpio (common carp), 3545 nucleotides. Its product is annotated as ferredoxin-fold anticodon-binding domain-containing protein 1-like. Gene Ontology annotation, biological process: rRNA base methylation. Gene Ontology annotation, cellular component: cytoplasm. The record is from RefSeq and is a predicted model, not a curated record. Gene Ontology annotation, molecular function: rRNA (uridine-N3-)-methyltransferase activity. Lineage: Eukaryota; Metazoa; Chordata; Actinopteri; Cypriniformes; Cyprinidae.
UUCUAGUAAGAUCUGGCAACACAUCCACUGCGUGCCAGCAGAUGGGCGGAAACUUUUGGCUCUAAAAUAUUACAUCUUUUUUGAAAAUGUACACGGAGCUGCUGGUAGAAAAUUUCUCGUCGUGAUAUAUUUAUUGGAUCUUUUUUUCUCCCGUCUUUCUUUUUUACCGGACUGCUUUAGGACAAAUUGCAGUCGCGCGCAUAGUAACGGGUUGUUUUUCACUAUGCGGCGUUCCCCGGGGAACGAAACUUCACUGCUGCUGCUGCACGCGAGCUUAUGAAACUGCAUCUCUGUCUUUUUCAGUUACACUUUGACACGUAAACGGACCGAAAACCUGCUCUUAAAACCACCUCUGGUCUUCAAGAGUCGCGUUAGCUGCGAAACACCGGCGUUACAAGCGGUGGUAUUUUAAUUAGCUUUCAAACCGUUUCUCGACAGACGUCAGAGCGUCAUGCAGUCCAAUGUUAAUACCGCAGUGUGUCCCGCCAGGCUUUCUGCGCUCAGUUCCAGCUCGAUAGUCGGAGGGACGCUGUAGCCCUUGGUCAAAAUGUAUGGAAAAGUUUUGUUCUCCUACUAAUGUGACAGCUUGCUAGGUUGUUUACUUGAGCUUAUCUGGAAAUGUCCAAGACACGCGAGGUGCUGCUUGUAGGGGAAGGCAACUUCUCUUUCUCGGCGGCUUUGAGCGAGAGCGACGGCGUCGGCGUGACCGCCACUUGCUUUCAAAGCGAGAAUCAAAUGCAUAGACAGGAGGGAGCCGUGGUGAACAUACAGCGACUCCGUGACAGAGGAUCAGUCGUCCUCUUUGAGGUGGAUUGCACAUGCCUAAAGGAGCACGAAACCAUUCAGCAUAGUCUAUUUGACUGCAUUAUCUUCAAUUUCCCUCACUGUGGGCGAAAAAGUGGUGUGAAGAAGAACCGCAUUCUGCUGGAGAAAUUUUUCCAAAGUGCCGUUGCAGUCCUGAAGGACAAUGGGGAAGUGCACGUCACCUUGUGCAAUGGCCAAGGCGGCACUCCGUGUGACAGUCCAAUGAGAGAAUGGCACAAUAGUUGGCAGGUGGUUGCCAUGGCAGCAGAAGCAGGGCUAAUUCUCAGUGAAAUCCGUCCCUUUGACUGUGAAGCGUAUCAAGGAUACCGAUGUACUGGUUACAGGAGUCAAGAUAAAGGUUUCCAUGUAGAGGGAGCUCUGACCCACAUCUUCAGUCGGAGUCUCCCGCACACCGUACCAGAAAAACUGAAAAUGGAGAAAACCAUUGGGAAGGAGACCGUUUGCUUUGAGCUUCCGGCAGAGUUGAGUAAUUAUAUGAACAGGGAUUUCCUUGGUCAGCAGUCACAUCAUCCAGUGAAAACUGUCCAGGAGCAGUUACUUAGAGAGCUAAAGUCAGUCUGGCCUGUGUGCACUAUGAAUGAAGACUUCUCAGAACUGGUAAGCUGCCUACCAGAAACGCCAGAGGCAUGUGACUCCACUCUGACCCACUCAGACGUCUACUGGAUUAAACCUACUGACACCUUUAUAUUUGACCAAAGCGAACAUGAGCAAAACGACUGUGAGUCUAUGGAUGACCAACAAAGCUUUACUGGCAGCUAUGCACUACGGCCAUCUCUGUUGCUGCAUGUCCAAGAGAUCACCCAGAAUGAGGACUUCACCCCUGGAACUCUUCACGCAGUCAGUGGCCUGGUCUUUCAGAGAGUGCCCAUCUCCCCGAGCCGUUCUCCUGCAUUCCACCAGCUUCUGUUGGUGGGAAUGUUCCCUGCAGAAUCCCAUCCUGUCCAGUGCUUCCAAGAUUGUUUGGAGUCACUACUUGCUUCUUAUGGCAUCUCCUUCGAAAAGGCGCAAACAGGCCUAGAGCAGCAUGUGUGGAUGAAUUCAAAGAUGCUUUCCAAGUUUGGGCGGAUUGCACAUCUACCUUCUUUUUCCUCAGCCCUCGAUGAAGAUUUACAGUUAAUCACUGUCUCGAUAAACUUGGAUCAUUUAGCUACCCUGAUUUUCGGCAUUUCUGACUGGCGCUUACUUUGGAGCUUCGAUCCUCGCUUUCUUAAGCAUUUCGAGCUUAAUCCACUUGGAUCUUUCAGCCCGUUCUCCCUUUACCCACCAAGCUACUUGCAUGAUAUCAGUUUCUGGAUGGAACCAGAAAGCUAUGAUGAACUAGAUUUCCACGCACUUGUGCGAGAGGUUUCUUGUGGUGCUGUUAAGGAUGUGGCAUUAGUCGAUCGUUUCAGACACCCACACAUGGGUCAUGCAAGCCUCUGCUAUAGGCUGACAUAUCAGUCGCCAGAUUGGGCCCUCUCACACAGCCAGGCAUUGGGACUACAGAAUCAGCUGCGGAGGCUGUUACCCCUGCGCCUGCAGGUCACGCUGAGGUGAUUGAAGACAAUGGAUCAAAUGGAUGAAUAAUCUCAGAUUUAAAUUUUUAAGGAUGAGGGUUAACUUUAUAGAUCAGAAGAGUGAGUCUGUUUAUUUAGAUUGAUUUGUUCUGCAGUUUUUUUUUUUUAUGAAUAAAGAAAAGAGAGGUUAAAUUUUAGCAAAUACAAUGGUUAUUAUUCCCUUUUAUUUAAAACUGACAUAUCAAACUAUUUGAACUAAAGGGAUUUUUUGUUCCUGUGUUUGAAAUCCUAUCAUGUUUACAUAUUGCUCAUUAUGGUAAUUGAUACAAUUUUUACAAUUUUAAAUAUUGUGGAUUUAAGAUAUAUCAAAGAAAUGUUUACAAAUUUCAGUAGUACUGUUACUUUGCAAUGAGGAAAGAAAAAGGAAAUAUUACAAAUUGCAUCCUCUCAUAUAUUAAUUGAGUAUGCAUGUUUAGGAAUCUCUUUCAGUUAAGAUGUAAUUAACUGCAAGUCAUUUCACCUGAUGCAAAAAAUUUACUUAAAUAUUUUUCUAGUUUCUUUGUUUGGCACGUGUUUACAUUAUCUUUAAAGCUGCAUUUGAUACUGUGAUGUUUCUGGAGUGUCUAUGAUUAUGUUUAUGAUCAUUUGUGACUGUAAAUUGUUAUAUUGCUAUAUAAUUAGACUAAAGGGUGAAGUGUGUCAUUUCUCAAACAAAUAGAAUUGCAAAAAUAAUGGCUUUUAUCACACAGAUUACCUGAAACUUAACCUGUUUUCCAUUGUUUGGUCAAACAUUGUUGGACUGGUUGGGAUGCUCAAACUGCUGGAAUAUCCUGCUGAUUAAGUCCAAAAAAGGUAAACAUUUUAUCCUGGGUCAUUCCUGAACCCGAAAAGACUGGCUUGAAUGCCAUAUAUAAAUAAAUGAUAAGAAUUUCAUUUACAACUCCUGCAGAGUUUAGCUCCAACCCUAAUCAAACACACCUGAACCAGCUAAUCAAGGUCUUACUAGGCAUACUAGAAACAUCUAGGCAGGUGUGUUGAGGCAAGUUGAGCUAAACUCUGCAAGACAGUGGCCCUCUAGGACCAAGUUUGGUGACCCCUGUCUUAGACUCAUCAUGGCAAAUAUCUAAAAACAAGUGCACGCUAGGUGCUGAGUCCAACAAUUGCAAAUGUAACAUUCAAAAUGUAAAACACGUUCUGUCAUUAAAUUUUUUUUUUGAACAUUGA